UCUAUCAUGCCAUCGGAUGCCACGCCGGCGGCAGCCUCCGCUAACUCCAUCAAGGAAGAGCUUCCAUCUUCCCCGCCAAUGCUAAUAAAGGAAGCCAUGGCAAUGGCGGAGGCAACCAAACAGCCAGAGAAGGAGAUGGUGACACCCAAAUCAGAGAAUUCUAUUCUAAAGCAACCCACUUUCUGCCCGCCAGCGCCUAGGAAGCUCCAACCGGUUCGCAGGAAGGCAUUGACAGAGCUCUCGUUGAACCGAAUCUACGCCGUGCGGCGAGAUUUGUCUUCCGUCUUCGUCAAGCUUCCUACUGCUGGCCCUCCCAAUAAGAGAAUUCGGCUAUUAUGAGCCCCACUCGGCUUCGCUUCUGCAAUCUUGAGGUUCAUUGAUUUCAAUUCCCGGAAUAAAGUUCAAGCUUUUUUUCUCUCUCUCU
Molecule: messenger RNA, 424 nt
Organism: Dendrobium catenatum
Lineage: Eukaryota; Viridiplantae; Streptophyta; Magnoliopsida; Asparagales; Orchidaceae
Exons: 1
Coding region: 7-339 (110 amino acids)
Source: RefSeq, a predicted model, not a curated record